AUGAAUGAAACAUUUAAUGAGCUGUUUCCGUAUUUGAAUCAGUCUAGCCAUAGUUUGUUGGCAAAUGAUAACCCACUGGCUAGGUUUCCUAAUGUAUUAUACAGACUUUCGCUGUCAUUUCAUGAUGCUAUAAAUUCCCAGUACAUGGAAGUAUGGAGUGGACAGGAGAUAUCUAGCACAUUACAGUCAUUCAAUGAUAUAAUAGGAUUUUUCUUCAGCGAGUACAGCGUUCUAUGCUUUACAAUAGCAGUACUGCUGAACAGACUUAUUACAACAAUUUCCAGGAGAAAUAGAGUAAACAGAGCGAACCUCAGGCCGGAGAUCAACACACUAAGUCAUGUGUCUUGUAUCCUCCUAUUAACAUGGGUGAUGUAUGAGCUUAUCGAAGGCCUAAUCAAAGUCAAAAUAUACAAUGCAGAUGUUCCCAAGAUACCGUUGUCGCUAUAUUUCAUGGUUUUUUCAUGGUCAUAUUGUGUUGAGACAGUUAUAUCAUUGCUGUCCAAUAGCACGCCACUGGAGGGAUCCGACUAUACAAUCUUUGAAAUAUCGAUAGAGUUCUAUCUACUACAGAGGAAACGUAUAAACAUAAUAGACCAAACGGAGUUUCUUCCAGAUUGUCUAAUGGCCAUAUCUAAUAGAGUCAUGAUCCAUGUAUUAGAGAUGUACAAGAUGCGGAACUAUAGGCUAUUGGGUAGUGCAUCGCUGAAUCUGGUGCAUAUAACGUAUCUGAUGUAUGUGUCGAUAAAGUAUGGAGUUUCGAGCAUACCGAUAUUAACAAGAUUCAGACACUUUCCCAAAGUGUUUUCCUUGUUUAUCGUACUCAUUUCGUUAGUAUCAUACUUACUAGCUUACAUUAUUCGAUUCGAUCCGUUUACGAAUAAGAACAGGAAUCCCGAUGAGUUGCAAUUCUAUUCUUUUAUGAAGAACUGGAGAAAGCACUUGAAUUUCACUGGGGAGGAGGACUUUUCGCCGAUGUUAUCAAAGCUGGCGAUAUUGCUCACCUCUGCUUCCAGCAUUUCCGAGCGAGGAACCAGGUAUGAGUACCCUUCUGUCAAUAUCAAUCAUGAGCUUGACACCCGGUAUAACGAGAAACUACGUGCUAUUCAACAAGUGAGAUUCAAUGAAACACCAAGAAACGGUAGAAGAGAGUCUGUUGUAAGAGCGUUGACCAAACCCAUUCUGGAGGCCAAGCAGAACAUACCGUUCCUAUCCAACAUGCUGGACAGUUUCAAGCUGGUGUUAGUACACCUCUGUGAGAUACUCCGAGGCAAUGAAGAGGCCGAGUAUAUAGACACGGAUGACAGUGACGCCGAUAAGGAAGUGUCAGAGACACCCACAAGGCGGUUCUCUCUCAGCAAAGACACCAGUUGGUACGACGACUCCUACUCAGAAGACGAGGACUACCAGGACUCCGAUGCCACAGAGCUCUCUCUUGAAGAAGACCUCGCAGAUGACGAUAUCCUAGAACUCAGAGACGACAUGUCCACAUUAUUGCAAGAUGAACUCGACCCGCUAAUGUUGCAGGACCACCUGCUGCACUCACGACUCACGCGCUCUGGGCUGCACAAGAGACACCAGGAACCAUCGCUUGGCCAGGUAUCUGACAACCGCGAAGACACCCGUGACUACUCGUGUGUAGUUUGUAAGACCAACGACCGCAAUGUAAUCAUGUGGCCAUGCAGCUGUUUUGCCGUUUGUGACGACUGUAGAGUAUCUCUAUCAGUGCGCGGAUUUAAUACGUGCGUGUGCUGUCGUGCGCCAGUGAGUGGCCACAGCAAGACGCACGCCACUUGA
This is a messenger RNA of Nakaseomyces glabratus, 1794 nucleotides long. It is a transcript of the gene ASI1, whose product is annotated as putative ubiquitin-protein ligase ASI1. Gene Ontology annotation, molecular function: ubiquitin protein ligase activity. Gene Ontology annotation, biological process: protein ubiquitination; ubiquitin-dependent protein catabolic process. The record is from RefSeq and is a predicted model, not a curated record. Lineage: Eukaryota; Fungi; Ascomycota; Saccharomycetes; Saccharomycetales; Saccharomycetaceae.